AUGAAGGCUACUUUCGCUCUCGGAGCCCUGGCAGCUCUUUCCCAGUCUGCCUUUUCUCUUCGCGAGGGAACCUACAUGAUCGGAUCUCCCGCUCUCGACCCUUCUCUGGUCCUGGGUGAGACUCGGACAGAUGGUGGACCCCUCGAAUUCGCUCCUAGGAAUGGCCACCCUGGUCAGACUUGGUUCCUCCAACUCAGCGGUUCAAGCAACCGUGAUUUCUUCGUCAACAACACUCUCGGCGGCUAUAUCAACUGCGGCACCGAGGAGGGCUCCCUCUGCUUCGCUGGAGAAGAGCCCCAGAUCUAUACUCUCGAGUCUGCCGGCGACAACAAAUAUGAGUUUGUUUCUCAGGGCUCCAGUUACUUCCUGCGCGUUAAUGAGCAGCGGGUUCUUCAGCUUGCUGCCUGGGACCAGAGCCCUAACGAGCAAUUCACCCUGACCUCCUCUUAA
Molecule: messenger RNA, 450 nt
Organism: Penicillium argentinense
Lineage: Eukaryota; Fungi; Ascomycota; Eurotiomycetes; Eurotiales; Aspergillaceae
Product: RICIN domain-containing protein
Exons: 1
Coding region: 1-450 (149 amino acids)
Source: RefSeq, a predicted model, not a curated record